Molecule: messenger RNA, 2451 nt
Organism: Ziziphus jujuba (common jujube)
Lineage: Eukaryota; Viridiplantae; Streptophyta; Magnoliopsida; Rosales; Rhamnaceae
Product: dnaJ protein ERDJ2A
Exons: 11
Coding region: 206-2257 (683 amino acids)
Biological process (GO): SRP-dependent cotranslational protein targeting to membrane; post-translational protein targeting to endoplasmic reticulum membrane
Cellular component (GO): Sec62/Sec63 complex
Molecular function (GO): RNA binding; transmembrane protein transporter activity
Source: RefSeq, a predicted model, not a curated record
GCAAGGGGUAGAUUUGGAAGGCCGCGUAGAAAACCCUUCAUUGACGUCUACGUUUCAAUUUUUUGGAUCUCAAACCCGAAAAUAAAACCCCAACACUAUCCCUCGCAUUGCCAUCUUUCUCUUAAGUCGCGCCAGCCAUCGUGAACAACCAGACCCAGAGACAGAUCGCGACCUCGAUUUCUGUGUUUCCUGGAAGGAGGUAGCCAUGGCUGCUUCAGAAGAGAAUAGUGCUUUGUUCCCAAUUUUUGUCUUGACAAUAAUGGCGUUGCCAUUAGUGCCUUACACUAUUCUAAAGUUGUGCCGUGCUGCCUCAAAGAAAACAAAGACUAUUCACUGUCAGUGUUCUGAAUGCUCUCGUUCGGGGAAAUAUCGCAGGUCAAUAUUUAAGCGGAUUUCAAACUUUUCAACAUGUAGUAACUUGACAUUAGUAGUUCUUUGGGUUGUCAUGAUUGUCCUUGUAUAUUACAUUAAAAAUAUGAGCCGUGAGAUUCAAGUUUUUGAGCCAUUCAACAUUCUUGGAUUGGAGUCUGGAGCUUCUGAGUCAGAAAUAAAGAAGGCAUAUAGAAGACUCUCUGUACAAUACCAUCCAGAUAAAAAUCCAGAUCCAGAGGCGCAUACAUAUUUUGUGGAGUACAUAGUUAAGGCUUAUCAUGCUUUGACUGAUCCAGUAUCUCGAGAGAACUUUGAAAAAUAUGGCCAUCCAGAUGGCAGAAAGGGGUUUCAAAUGGGCAUAGCUCUUCCGGAGUUCCUGCUCAAGAUUGAUGGGGCAUCUGGUGGAAUACUUUUACUCUGGAUUGUUGGCGUUUGUAUUCUUUUACCAUUGGUGAUAGCUGUUAUCUAUCUUUCAAGGUCGGCAAAAUACACCGGCAAUUAUGUGAUGCAUCAAACACUGUCCACUUAUUAUUACUUCAUGAAGCCUUCUUUGGCUCCAAGCAAAGUUAUGGAUGUCUUCAAUAAGGCUGCUGAAUAUAUGGAAAUUCCAGUUCGUAGGACUGACAAUGAACCCCUUCAGAAGCUUUUCAUGCUAGUUAGGAGUGAGUUGAAUCUGGACCUUAAGAACAUUAAGCAAGAGCAGGCAAAGUUUUGGAAGCAGCAUCCUGCCAUUGUUAAGACAGAACUGUUGAUUCAAGCUCAGUUAACUCGGGAGUCUGCUUCUUUAUCUCCAUCUCUGCAAGGUGAUUUCAGACGUGUAUUAGAACUUGCACCUCGCCUCCUUGAAGAAUUAAUGAAGAUGGCAGUCCUACCGCGCACUGCGCAGGGGCAUGGGUGGCUAAGACCUGCUAUUGGGGUUGUGGAGCUCUCUCAGUGUAUCAUUCAGGCUGUUCCUCUCAGCACAAGGAAGACUACUGGAGGAUCCAGUGAAGGCAUUGCUCCUUUUCUGCAGCUGCCACAUUUUAGUGAGGCUGUUGUGAAAAAAAUAGCUAGAAAGAAGGUGAGAACGUUCCAGGAACUUCAGGAUAUGAGCCUGCCAGAUCGUGCUGAGCUGCUUGCUCAAACUGCUGGUUUCUCUUCUGCUGAAGUACAAGAUGUUGAAGUGGUGGUUGAUAUGAUGCCUUCUAUAACAAUUGAUGUUACCUGUGAGACUGAAGGUGAAGAGGGUAUACAAGAAGGUGAUAUUGUCACUGUUCACGCAUGGGUAUCACUUAAACGUGCUAAUGGCCUUAUCGGUGCUUUACCCCAUGCUCCCUAUUUCCCAUUUCACAAGGAAGAAAAUUACUGGUUUUUGCUUGCAGACACAGUGUCUAACAAUGUAUGGUUCUCCCAGAAGGUUAGUUUCAUGGAUGAAGCUGCAGCUAUUACUGCUGCUUCCAAGGCAAUUGAGGAGACAAUGGAGGGAUCAGGAGCAAAUGCGAAGGACACUGGUGUUGCUGUCAAAGAAGCUGUUAAGAAAGUCAAGGAUGGGGCUAGACUGGUUAUGGGCAAGUUCCAGGCCCCGUCGGAAGGGAAUUACAAUUUGACUUGUUACUGUUUGUGUGACUCGUGGAUUGGUUGUGAUAAAAAGACAACCUUAAAGCUAAAAAUUUUGAAACGAACCCGGGCUGGCACUCGUGGUGGUAUUGUGGCAGAAGAGGGACCUGUUACAGAGGAUGGUGUUGAAGAGGAAGAAGAGAAUGAAGAGGAGUAUGAUGACUACGAGAGUGAGUACAGUGAAGAUGAGGCAGAUCAGCAGGAUACAGAAAAGAAGGGUGCGGCUACAAAUGGCACCGUUCAUAAAAAAGGCUCGAGCUCAGAAAGUUCUGGCUCAGAUGAGGAGUGAAACACAGCUUAUUUUAUCAAUGAAACCAUAGACUUAUAAUAUUUUCAUAUUUGUUCUUUUGGUCACCACAGGGAUAGUGUGUGCCCACCUUUGAUUUACGACUUAGCUGUAAGUUUUGAUAGAGAGUAUAGACGUAAGGUCAAAAAUACAUUUCAGCCUGUAGACUAAUUAAUUUUUUCUCCUCUUUUUCUUUU